Chaetomium globosum CBS 148.51 is the source of this 1122-nucleotide messenger RNA. RefSeq lists its product as uncharacterized. The record is from RefSeq and is a predicted model, not a curated record. Gene Ontology annotation, cellular component: microtubule; membrane; cytoplasm. Gene Ontology annotation, molecular function: microtubule binding; GTPase activity. NCBI's taxonomy places the organism in Eukaryota, Fungi, Ascomycota, Sordariomycetes, Sordariales, Chaetomiaceae. Bases 1 to 1122 code for a protein of 373 amino acids. The transcript has 6 exons.
AUGGCCGAAUCAGCGCAGACUGAAGCUGCUGACGAAGAAGCGGGAAUGCGCGACGGAGGCAUGCAAAAGCAGGAGCGAAGCAGCGAGUCACAGGGCCCUGAUGCCAAGUGCGGGUUAGCGGCUUUUCUCCGGCGAUCCGAUUGGCCAGGUGUCAAAGCAUUAAAUGGUCCGUGCACCUCCACCGCCAAGACCAACUGCGAGAUGCCAAUUCGAGGAAGCAGAAUGCAGAUGACGCCAGACUUCGAGAUGCUAUCGAGAGAAGUCGAAAGGAGAAAAAAGCCAAAAUUCUACAGUGAGAAGUCGACAGUACAGCAUGCCAUGGCAUUUCUGACCAAGGAACCUGGAGUUCCUCCAGGCAUUCGAGGCAAAGCAGUUCGCGAAGUACAAUGGCAGGGCCAAACUUUUGCGGGCCCGUUGGCCUCCGUGCCGCUCACCACGCCGCACUAUGGAACAGGGCGGAUCACGGCCUUCGUCGCGCCGCCAGGGCCGUUGGACUUUUCGCGGUGCGGAAUCUGUAGAGACAUGACGAGAAUGAACCUAAGGGCAGCCGUUCUCGACGAUGCCAGAUGGGGCCCAAGUCCGCUGAGGCGCUGUCAGUUGCAGCUGUGUUACAUGGCAAGUCGUGACCAUUUCAUCGAAAUCGUUCUUCGCUGUGCCCAAGUUGCCAUUCUGAAUCCAUCGACCCAUUACCAGGUUUUUAUCCCGAAGCUGAAGGGCGAAGCAUCUGACAACACUCGCGAGCAACAUCUUGAGCAAGUCAAGAAGAAAGAGGAGAGAUCUGAAGCGCAAUUCUCUCCGAAUACCAGAGCGCUGGAGGUCAAGGGUCCAGAUCUAGUGGAUCUAAACUUCUACGACUUUCCCGGCGUUUUCAUUACUGCCAGGCGCAGCGAGGAGAUCUUCCUGGAGCGCGUUGUCCAGAACCUUACGCGAGAAUACAUUUCGCUCCCUAGUGCGAUUAUCCUCUGCGCGGUUCCGAUGAACCAGGACACGGAGAAUUCCCUUGCCCUCAAGGUCAUCAGGGGCCAACAUGCCCAAAACCGGGGCCUCGGCGUCAUGACCAAUUGGCCGCUGGCGGGACAGCCUUGUCCGGGUCUCCGUCACCGGCCAGGUUCAACUAAUUAG